CUAAGACAAUUAUUAGAAGAAAAAGAAUUGGAUAUUCUGAAUGGAAAUAAAUAAGGUGUUGAAGAAGGAAAGUGGACAUACGUGGGACCAUGUGAAGCAACAGUGGAAUGGAAUGAUAGUCACAUUUCUUGAGUUCUGGGGUUUUCAUCAGCCACACCAUAAAGCAUUACCACGUCGACACGCUCUGAAUUGGAAAGAUUCACGAUUGUCAAAGACGCUAGCAGUGUAUACAUUUCGAAAUCACCCUGUAGAUAUAUAAGCGAUACUCCCCAGCUAAAAGAUGAGACAAGUUAUGGAACCUUUGACGAAUGCUAUUAAAAACAACGACAUCGACAAUUUUAAAGACAUUUUUUUAAAGUUGCCCAAAAAGUUUGUGGUUAGAGAUUCCAACGAUAUUUUUAUCUUGUACGAAGAAUCUAUGAACAAAAAUCGGAAAGAAAUAUUUGAUUUUUUGCUCGCAUUUCAUGGUAAAGACGAUGUCGGAACGAUUACGGCUUUAAAUUACGUUUUGAAUGAUCAGAACUCUGUGCCUGAUUAUUAUGUUAACGAACUGUUAAAAAAAUAUUCGUCUGUUAGGAAUGACGAAAAGAUUUUGGUCAUAUCAAGUAGAGAAAAGUGUGUUGAAGCUACGAAGUUUUUCCUGGAGAUAGGGCAUGACGUUAAUGCACAAACAAUGAGUGGUUGUACCUCGCUCCAAAGGGUCUUAGUGUUAGAACCGGAUAUUAACACCGAAGAGUUAAUUAUUACUUUGUUGUUUUAUGGUGCUGAUGCUUCUGCUGAAACUGAAAGAGGAUAUAACUGUUUUGAACUAGCGGUGCAGCACAACCAGCCAUAUUUUGUCCAAGAAAUGUUAUUUGACGCUAUAUUUGACAAUCACGGACACUAUAAACUACAUGCUAGUAUAUUGUUACAACUGGCCAAAUUAGAAUCGCCACUUUUUCAUCAACUACUAAAAUACAAUAUUGAAUUUGCACUGGAUGCAGACUUUCAAACAGUCAGAUAUCUGCUUCUACUAGACAUUGAAUAUUUCAAAAUAAUUUUACAAAACUAUGAAAAACUAUGUUGUGAAAUUUUUGAGUAUCACGUUUUGUAUUAUUCCGCGGUUCAACGUAUCCAUUAUUGUUCGUUUUUAACAAAAAAUGUACCCGAUAUUGCAACAGUUUUCUGCAUGGACCAGAUUUUAACAAAGUUUGACUUUCUCCUUCAAGGUACAGAUACACUGAAAAAAAGUGUUGUCGAUUUUAUUAACACUUUAAACAGUUUGUUGAUUUUUCGUUAUUGCCAUGGAAGUAAAAGUGAAGCAGAAAUUACAGAAAUCGUCGCCUACCUACUCACAUAUGGUCUAAGUGUAAGAAAAAUUCUUUUUGAAGUUGUCUAUGGAUCAUACGGUUAUUGUGAAUUAUUUAAGCUUGUCUUGUACAUGGAUGUGGAACCUGGUGGUCAAAAUUUUCAAAAUGCGUUAGUUACAUCUGUGAUAUUAAUUUUACUUUAGACACAUUUUCUCCCGAGAAGUAUACAGUGCACUCUUUGUUGGAACUAACUAAUUAUUUUGUACACCCCAAAGUGCGUGAAGUUCUUUGGAAAAAGGUAGCGAAAAACAACUUAGCCACAAUGGAAAAUUAUCCUCAGUUGCCAAGUUUAGUGGAAAUUGCUCGAAAUUCGUUUAGAAAGUAUUUCAUUACUAAAUUUAAUGUUAAAAGUGCGAAACAAUUUUAUACUCUUGUUAGCAAACUCCCAAUUAGUGUUGUUUACAAAAAAAUUGUUAGUCUCGAAACAAAGUUAUAUAAUUAUUAAAUACAAAAUA
Messenger RNA from Zophobas morio, 1804 nucleotides. RefSeq lists its product as uncharacterized. The transcript has 4 exons. The record is from RefSeq and is a predicted model, not a curated record. Bases 281 to 1492 code for a protein of 403 amino acids. Lineage: Eukaryota; Metazoa; Arthropoda; Insecta; Coleoptera; Tenebrionidae.